Messenger RNA from Ceratosolen solmsi marchali, 782 nucleotides. RefSeq lists its product as uncharacterized. The record is from RefSeq and is a predicted model, not a curated record. The transcript has 3 exons. Bases 73 to 687 code for a protein of 204 amino acids. Gene Ontology annotation, molecular function: ubiquitin binding. Gene Ontology annotation, cellular component: phagophore assembly site. NCBI's taxonomy places the organism in Eukaryota, Metazoa, Arthropoda, Insecta, Hymenoptera, Agaonidae. Gene Ontology annotation, biological process: macroautophagy.
AUAUAUAUAUAUAUAUGCGUAUAUAUGUACAUAUGUAUAUAUAUACACAUAUCUCGUGCAUGAAACUUCAUAAUGGACGUGAAUGAGCUGGAUCAGGAUUUGCUGCAUCAGUUCAGUUGCCUUGGAACGACGGAUAAGGAUGAUCUCGUGAAACAGUUACAGAAGGUGUUGGCUGGAUGUCAGCUUAACGAGACCACAGCCGCUUUCUUCCUGGACAUGAACAAUUGGAAUUUGCAAGCAGCAAUAUGUAGUUAUUUUGACUUUGAAACGACGUGUAAUAAACUUCCAUGUAUGACAUUAGUGUGUGAUUCUACAAUCGGGGAAGGAGAAUCUGUGCCACCAAACACAAAAUUUAGGAAAUCAUGGCGUGUAGAAAACAGUGGCACAGAACCUUGGCCCGAAGGGGUUUGUUUGAACUAUACAAGUGGUGAACAAAUGGGAGAAUGUAUAAGAGUACCAGUUCCCUGUUUACCUGCCAAAGAGAUAAUAGAGCUUAGUGUGGAUUUAACAAGUCCUUCGGAUUUAGGUGUUUUUCAAAGUAAAUGGAGGAUGAUGACGUCAAAUGGCUCCUUUUUUGGCGACAUAAUAUGGGUGAUAAUAUCAGUAAGCGACAGUGGUACUCUGGCAGUUACUCAACAACUUCACCAACUAAGUACUUCACAAUCAAACGAUGAUCAGAUGUGGUAGCCUUAGUUUUUGACAACUCUUUGCGUGAUAAGAAAUCCUUUUUUUAAGAUAAUAAAACAAACAAAUUUUGUUAUUCUUUACAUACAAAUUUUUAU